CCUCGGCGUCUCUACUCCACAGGCUUUUACUUUCAGUCUCGGACACACUCUGUGAUCGGCGCUGGUCACGAACACUUCGCUCACCGGACAGCUCUCUGUUUGCUCACACGUCAAACGGGAAAACAAUGGUUUUCUGUAGAAUAUUUUUGGUUGUUUCUUUGGCGAAUUUCCUUCGUGACUUCCAUGUGUCCAGCUGUGAUCCAAGCUGUGCAGAGAAACCUGAAUUCACUCCUUCCAGACUGGUUGUGAAGUAUGGUGACGCAACCUCUGCCAGAUGCUCCGUGUGCGAGUCUUGCUCAAAAGAAACUUUUGAUUUAGAAAGAGCUCUGGGAGACCAUACAACAAAUGGAACCACAAUUGUAUGGAAGGUUAAAAAUAUGACUGAAUGGGACACAACUACAACGUGCUAUUUUACUAAUGCUACUGAUCACCAGUGUUGCACCGUCCUGCCUAUAACUGUGUACAAGCCUCCAAACCGUGUCUCCAUCAGCUUUCUUAAUCACACUGGGCCGAUGUUCAUGGGCCAUGACUACACUCUGCAGUGUGAAGUACAGAAGGUUGCUCCGGUUGAAAAGCUCAGUGUGACCUUCUACAGAGGACAAACAGCACUGGCUCAACUACAGUCCAACAACAAACAGAAGAAACCAGUGACUGAGAUCUUCUCUCUGAGCAUCACCCCCAGAAAAGAAGAUAAUGGACUCCAGUACUGGUGCGAGGCCAAGCUGGAACUGGGACCUGAAGGACCAGAGCUCCCUCCACUGGUGACAUCACAAAGAGCCACUGCCACUGUUUUCUAUAAACCUCAUCUAGAGACAUCAGAUCCAAAGACUGUCACCAUCACAGAGGGGGAACGUCUACAACUGAACUGCACAGCUGUGGGAAACCCCAGCCCCUUAUACACCUGGAAAAUCCCGCCAGCUAGUCCUUCCCCCUGGAAUAGCAGCGUUAUCACUAUCGAAUCUGUAGCUUUUGAGCAUGGAGGCCAGUACACCUGUGAUGUUAGAAACAACGUGGGGGAAAUCACUGUGAUGUAUAAUGUUGAUGUCAAAGCCGACAUCAUCCCAUACAUUAUAUACGGGGUAGUAGGAGGUGGGCUUCUGCUUAUCUUCUUCUCAACGAUAUUAUUAAUCCACUUCUACAAACACAACCGAAUGGGACAGUACAAUCUGAAGGACGUUUUUCGUUUGCACACACGACACGUUGCUGUGCCCAUCACAGAGUAAGUCUGGGAAAGUAUGAAAUGUGCACGGACACUCUGGAGCAGUUGUUUUGUACAUAACUACAGCGUUUAAGAUGUCAACCAUCACAUCCAAUGUUUGGCAAUGGAUUCUUGUUACAUCUCCCUCACCCUCAUUUCCUCUCAUCUCUCUACUGGCGCUAUCUGAUGACAUAAAAUACCCCAAAUAAUAUGAUAAAAAAAAGAGUUUAAGUCAAGUUUGAACUUGUGUAACCUAAGUGAUGAGUUGAACAAGUCACUAGACUCAACUGCUGUGUUUGUGAAAGCUUCAGUUUGCUGUUAGGCACAGCUGUAUUUAGCCCGACCCCACCAGAAGUCUCUGUGUCUCAAGUCAACUCAUACCUUGUGGUUAAACUUAAGUUUUAGGCCAUAGACUGAUGUAUUAAAGGAGAGCUGUCUACACCAAAGGGUAUUUCAAAAAGUGUGAAGCAAAUAUCAUAUUUUGUGGCACAUUUUGUUUGUUUUUUUAAGUCAGAGAGGAUUGUUUGUUGUUGUUUGUCUGCCAAAAUUGUGUUAUUCUAUAUUUCUAUUGUUGUUGACGGAUUCUAUAAAAAGAUUAAAACCAACAAUGUGUUAAUCUCUCAAUACUUCAGUACUUUCCUAUGUACUGUCUGUGGCACUCAGACCCAAGCCCAUUCAUUCCUGCUGAAGACAUGAAACAAGUAUAUUUAUAAAAAAAGGUUCAGCAAUUUCAUAAUACAGCUGAGCACAGUUGUUUUUAGCAAACAUUAUUGACAAAACUUAGUUGUGCUUUUGUUGAGGCUCUCAAAAUUAAGCCACUUUAGGGCCCACUUAAGUUUUAUAAUGUCUGCAUUGUAUCAAACAGAUUCGUAACUGGUUACCACAAAAUAUUUUCCACACAGACACCUGGGGUCUUCUUCUUGAGUAAGAUUAGCUCAUGGUUUUAGUCUUUUCAUGGGAACUGAAUGAGAAAAAUAUAGAAUAUCAAAAGCCUUAUUCUUGAACUAAUGAGUUUGGUACUGUACAAGGAGGGCCUGUGGCUAUUGCUGUCAUUUGUGUGUCUUACUGUCCUCUGUUUGUAUUCCUAACCUGUCAUUUCAUUGGCUUUAGAACACCCACACUGCGUCACACUGGCACAUUUACAUGUAAAUGUAGAUUAAUGUGCAUUGUUAUUGCUGUUUCACAUAAUUUUAACCAGUUUCAACUGCAGUUGUAUUGGGGUAGUGGAUGAAAAAGGAUGAAAUUCUCUAAGUAUAUUGAAACAGUGCAGAUUGUUUGAUAAUAACAUGUGAAAGUAUUAGAUGAAAGUAGUGUAUAAAUAAAGAAGACUUUCUUUUUCUUUGCAAUUACUAAAAAAGUUAAUUGCAACAUCACUACUAUUUUGUCAUUUACAAAGGGAAGUGGGAAAUUAUGUUCAUGCUAACAUAUCAGUAUUAUGCAUUGUUCUUUUGUUCAGGUGAACAUGCUGUUUUGCUGUUUCUCAUGAUUUUAUUUUGGGUAUAUUACUACAAAGAACUUCAUAGCCUUAUAUAGAGAAGUGCUACAUUGAGGAAGUUAAAUAUGUGAAAACUGAAGUUCACAGCUGCUACUAUACCACAGAAAGCUUGAGCCUGACCUCAACCAACUUCCAUCAAAAGUUCCUGUGUGAAUUUACUCACUGUGUGUAUGGCAUGAUUCAUACAAGCAAAUGCUGUAUAAUGAUGAACUUUACACUGGAACUUAAGUAAGGAGAUAUAAGCUUCGAUCAGUUUAUUUUUAAAGCAUGAAUAAAUGGUAUCACUUC
Molecule: messenger RNA, 2981 nt
Organism: Seriola dumerili (greater amberjack)
Lineage: Eukaryota; Metazoa; Chordata; Actinopteri; Carangiformes; Carangidae
Product: vascular cell adhesion protein 1-like
Exons: 5
Coding region: 126-1223 (365 amino acids)
Biological process (GO): cell-cell adhesion
Cellular component (GO): membrane
Molecular function (GO): integrin binding
Source: RefSeq, a predicted model, not a curated record